Messenger RNA from Cyprinodon variegatus (sheepshead minnow), 2131 nucleotides. It is a transcript of the gene sycp2l, whose product is annotated as synaptonemal complex protein 2-like. The transcript has 22 exons. The coding region runs from base 1 to 1746 and encodes 581 amino acids. The record is from RefSeq and is a predicted model, not a curated record. Lineage: Eukaryota; Metazoa; Chordata; Actinopteri; Cyprinodontiformes; Cyprinodontidae.
AUGACGACAGGAGCUGCGAUGCUGCUGGGGGAGUCGUCUCUUCCAGCUGCAGAGUUGUCGGUGGUUCUGCUUCAGCUGGUCCACCUGUCUCUGGAAGAUGGAGUUCACUUCCCACUCAGACUUGAGGCUAUCAGAACCUAUAACAGCAUCCUGGAGUCCAUCAGCCGACAAGAGAGGAGACUGAUCCAGAUGGACCAGAACCAGACCCGGAUACUGUCUCAGGUGGCAGCUGCAGUCCUGACUGUUGGAGAUUACGAGUUCCAGGUCAGCCUAUCGGAGGCGCUGUGCCGCCUGACGCCUCACAGAGGGCGUGAGCAGAGAGCCAAUCAGUGGUUCUCUGACAGUAACAUCAGCUCCGCCUUCUGUGACAUCAGAGACUCUGACUUUGAGGUGGACUGCAGGCGAUUCCUAAACUUUGUUAAUGGUUCCCAUGGAGACGAGAGGAGAGUUUAUUCGCUGCCCUGCCUGCAGGCCUUCCUCAGCUCCACCCAGUUGUUCCGACCCAAAGACGACAAGCUGGACGAGUUCUGGAUAGAUUUUAACGUGGAUUCAGGAUGUGUCAGCUUCUUCAUUGAUGAUCCUCAGGCUUUCCUGUGGGGCUCCAUCCAGCUGCUGCGUGAGGACAUCCACUGUUACGAUCUGCAGGUCAAAGAUCACGAGACGGUCCUCAGAGUUAGACUGAUCAAUCCCAUCAUGCACGGGAACAUCAGAGGCUACAUGGUGGCGCUGACCUUCAGGGCUGAACACCAGAGGGAGCUGGAGGAGGCAGCAUGGAGAGUCUUCAAGAAAGCGGCGAGUUCAACAGGUGGAGGUGAGGUGGUCCAGAACUCCCCCUCUGCAGAGCGACGCGUGGGUCGAUCGUACAGCCGGAAGAAACCCCAAAGCAAGAGUCAGCUGAAGAUUUUACCGCUGUCCUCCCCGAGCAGUGAAGACGAAUGCUCCUCCUUGAAGGUCGCUGCAACAAGCCGAGCUGAAUUUCUCUUUGAUGGGAUCCAACAUUCUACUCCUAAAACCGGCGGUGGUUUCCAGCCAACGUUUGAUCCCACAGACGUCUCAGAGGCUCACCUGUCCAGCGAGGAGCCCCCCCCUUUAGAUGACCACCAAGCAGAGAAACAUCCUCAAAUUCCAGAUGAGAGCGGGGGACACGAAGAAGGAAGCUCCCCCUCUAAGAAGGAAAGUCUGCGGAAGAGAGAAGCUGCAGAUUCAGGCUACCUGUCAGACCAAACUCAGGGAGUCACACCCAGUAAAAAGAAGGUGGAGCCUGCAGCAGAACAGGCGGAGUCUUGCUCACCAGUAAAAGGAUCAGAGGGAGCUGCCGACUGUGAGGGGGUGUGGCCACCUGUGGCAGACCAAGAACUGGAUCCAGAGUCGCACCUGACGUCCGACAUCACUGCUGCAUUGAUGUCCUUCAGAGCCCAGCUGGAGCAGCACUUCACCGGUUCCUGGUCGAGGGUGGAAGGUGAUGUUCUAUCGUCUCUAAAAGAGUUUCAGCAACACGUCUCCUCACUGCUCACAGCAGUGCAUCAGCAGAGGUUGUUGCUGCUGCAGCAGUUUGAAAACAACGUCGUUGGUCAACUGAAGCAACUGGAAGAGAACUACAGGAACCUGAACUCCAUGAAUUCACAGAUCCUGACCUUCUUCCAAUCUGAGAUGAAGCGCCUCAGUUCGUUCUGCGAGGAACACCUAAAAAAGUUGAAGACUUUGGAAAGUGACCAGCUGAGGACUGGAGAAUCAUCCAACCAUUAGGAAGUCGCCCCUACAGCAGAGCAGAGAUGAUCUCAGAUGUUCUCUGCUUCAUGGCCAAUGAGAAGGAUGUCCAGGAUCUUCUGUAAUCAUUUUGUUUCUCAUCAAUUCUGUUCCAAACAAUUAAAGACUCAAACUGAACGCUGGUGUGGAUGUUGGUUGCUGUUGGUUGCCAUGGUGAUGGUUUGGGGGGGGUGUACCGACUCUAGGUAUCCAGCAGAUGGAGACAGUGGCUCAAAGUCAGAAAAGCUGCAGGUGAGAGAAGCUGAAGUGUGAAGGAAGUGCUCUGGUACCCCCAACCGGGCAGCAGGGGGCAGCAGGGUUCCCACAUUCCCACUGAACUGGACUGGGUUUAAUGGGUUUAAUCAACCAUCCAUCCUCUGACUGA